Chaetomium fimeti is the source of this 675-nucleotide messenger RNA. RefSeq lists its product as uncharacterized. The record is from RefSeq and is a predicted model, not a curated record. Lineage: Eukaryota; Fungi; Ascomycota; Sordariomycetes; Sordariales; Chaetomiaceae. The transcript has a single exon. The coding region runs from base 82 to 354 and encodes 90 amino acids.
CCUGCAGCCUCGAGGCCCAGCAACCCGCGAGACAGCGGGCUGGGUCCCCACACCCACGACUUCGGCGAACUGGAGGCUCCGAUGCACACUGGCGCAGCCAUUAGGGGUCACUGUCUCUGUCAGACGCAAGUGCCCAUGCCGGAAGCAUUACGCGCAAGAAACGUUUGGCGAUACCUCGGCCUCUUCGUCCCCCCCCCCCUUCGUGUCCACCUCACGUUUGGGCCGAACUUUCCCCUCUGUCCGUGCCCGCCAUUUCGUCCAAAAAUGGAACGCAAGUGGAAAUGCAAACCCGGGGAAGCCAACGCGGUUUCCCAAGUGCCAGUUUGCCGUUCCCCCACACCUUCUCUCCCUUGAACGCAAGGUUGUUUGCACUGGCCACACCUCGAUCCUUCCCGCCAAUCUCCGGUGCCGCUCUGGGCCUCUGAGCACAGUAUCCCAUUUGCUAACCUGAACUGUGCCAGCUAGCGAGAUGCCGUUCGCACUGGGAGCCAAAGCCUUGCAAACAAGGGAAGGAGGAGGACAACGACGGGAUUGCUGGCUUCAGACCGAGCUCACCUUCCUACCUCUUCGGUGCCCUCUGGCUUCAAGACCGCUCUUCGAAGGUACCUAGACAUUCACGAAAAAAUCGAUAAAUGAUAAAUAACAGCUCCACAAGCUCUCGUGCCUGUCACGUAU